AUGGGUUUAUUGGAAAAGAAAAUAUGUUCGCUCUUGGGAAUUGAGGAUGAUGUUGUUGCUGAAUUUAUCGUUGAAAUUCACUCUAAAUGCUCUGGAUUGAAAGAAUUUCAAGAUAAGAUAGCUGAACUUGAUGGUGGUGUGGAUUCGGACACAGCGUCCAUUAUCCAUGAUAUUAUAACAGGGCGAAAUCAUGAUCUGAAAACUGAUUUCGAUAAUUCUCCUGGUUUGAAAGAUCUGCUGUUAAUGAAAGAGCAAGUGGCUAACAUUCUUCGAGACAGUAUUGGAAGCGAUGACCCCACAGUGGUAGAUUUUAUGAUCGAUAUAUGUUCAAAGAGUGAAAGUUCCAGAGAAUUUCAAGAAAAAAUGACCAACAUGGACACCGGGCUAUCUAAUGAGACAGUUGAUAAAAUAUAUGAAUGUGUAUGGGAUACUGCAAAUGCGGCGGCCAAGUUCGAUGUUCUGGGUAUGCCUAACGAGAAAGUGAACUGGGAUGACUUCAAAGAAUCUGAAGUCAAAAGAUCUUUGAGCCAGAAUCGUAAUUCACAGCUACCUAUUGCUCAAGAUUCUGAGCCCAUUAUAAACAAGAUAUAUGAGGGUGUGGUGAAAAAUAUAACAGUAUUUGGUUGUUUCGUUAGAAUAUUGGGCGUUCGGAAUACUCGCUUGGACGGACUUGUCCAUAUAUCUGAGCUCAGCAGUCAUAGAGUCGAUAAAGUUUCCGAUGUUGUAUCCACUGGCCAGCAUGUGUUCAUUAAAGUUAUUCGCAUUCAGAGUAAUGGCAAGAUAUCACUGAGCAUGAAAAACGUCAACCAAACAACUGGUGUUGAGGAGCAGAUUAGCCGCGGUAGGAACUUGAGAAAGCCAGAAAUCAAGCGUAGAAAGCUAACAUCUCCAGAACGAUGGGAAAUCAGACAACUUAUAGCAAGUGGCGUUGCUUCGAUAGAUGAUUAUCCUGAACUUAAAGAAGAAUUGGAGCAAAAUUCGCAAACUACUAAAAGACCUGAUCCAGAAAUGGAUAAUGUGGAAAUUGAACUAAACACCGAUGAUGAGCCCAAAUUCUUAAAGGGCCAGAAUGAGCACGAAAAUCGUUAUGAAAUGCCAACAAUAACAAAAGUUCCGAAGGGCUCGCUCACUAGAACAGCCAUCGGAGGUUCUCAAAUCAUGAAAGACCAUAGAGACGAGAAGUUGAGAAGGAAAAGGGAGCUCGAACAGGAAAUGAGGAAAACGGCAAAUCCUGAUGACCCAGCUUCAAAGCCUAGCUCUUACAAGUCGCAGCAGAUGGCGCUGACUGCCUGGGAGCGUACAAGAAAUAGAGAACAAAUAUCUUAUGGUAAAAGAACGAAUCUUCCCAUGAAGGAACAGCGUGAAUCACUUCCAGUCUUUGGUAUGCGCCAGCAACUAAUUGAAGCGGUUGAGAAGAACAAAUUUCUUGUAAUUGUUGGGGAGACAGGGUCAGGCAAAACCACUCAAAUAACGCAAUAUCUAGAUGAAGAGGGGUUUAGUGCGCAUGGCAUGAUUGGAUGUACUCAACCUCGGAGAGUUGCAGCCGUUUCGGUGGCAAAGCGUGUAGCCGAAGAAAUGGGCUGUCGAGUUGGUGAAGAUGUUGGCUAUACAAUAAGAUUUGAAGAUGAAACUUCUCCGAAAACGAGAAUAAAAUAUAUGACAGAUGGUAUGUUGCAAGUAGAAGCACUUAUGGACCAGCUUAUGACAAAAUACUCUGUGAUAUUGUUGGAUGAGGCACAUGAGCGUACUAUUGCUACAGAUGUUCUAUUCGCGUUACUGAAAAAUGCCGCCUUGAAGAGAUCAGAUCUUAAGGUUAUAGUUACCUCUGCAACAUUAGACGCCGAGAAAUUUUCCAGUUAUUUCAUGGAUUGUCCAAUUAUUCAAAUUCCCGGAAAAACUUUCCCUGUGGACGUUUUAUAUUCACAAACGCCUCAAAUGGAUUAUAUUGAAAGUGCACUUGACACUGUAAUGGAAAUUCAUAUCAAUGAGGGGCCAGGUGAUAUUCUUGUAUUUUUGACAGGUCAAGAGGAAAUCGACACAUGUUGUGAAAUUUUAUAUGAAAGAGUCAAAACUUUGGGAGAUAGUAUACAACAGCUGCUGGUUUUACCGGUAUAUUCUGCCCUGCCGAGUGAAAUACAAUCGAAGAUAUUUGAACCCACGCCAGAUGGCUGUCGGAAAGUUAUAUUUGCUACUAAUAUCGCAGAAACGUCCAUUACUAUUGAUGGUAUCUAUUAUGUUGUUGAUCCAGGAUUCUCGAAAAUCAAUACCUAUAAUCCUCACAUUGGUAUGGAACAAUUGGUUGUUUCUCCAAUUUCUCAGGCCCAGGCUAAUCAAAGAAAAGGUCGUGCAGGCCGUACAGGCCCCGGAAAAUGUUUUAGACUCUAUACCGAAUCGGCAUUUCGCAAUGAAAUGUUACCGAACACAAUUCCUGAAAUUCAGAGACAGAAUCUGUCUCACACUAUCUUAAUGCUUAAAGCAAUGGGUAUCAAUGACCUUCUGCAUUUUGAAUUUAUGGAUCCGCCACCACGGGGCUCGAUGUUCAGUGCUUUGGAAGAUCUCUAUAAUCUGCAAGCCCUGGAAGAGAAUGGUGCUUUGACAAAAUUAGGGAAGCAAAUGUCGCUCUUCCCAAUGGAGCCAGCUUUGUCUAAAACCCUGAUCGCAUCUGUUUCGAACAACUGCUCUGAGGAGAUAGCUAUUAUCAUUUCUAUGCUGUCAGUACAAAAUGUCUUUUACAGACCAAAGGAUAAGCAACAAGAUGCGGAUAACAAGAAGGUACGAUUCCACCAUCCGUAUGGAGAUCAUCUGACGUUACUGAACGUCUAUAAGCGCUGGAAAGAAAAUAACUACUCUAAAGCAUUUUGCACCAACAACUAUUUGCACGAACGUCAUCUGAGAAGAGCGAAAGAUGUCAUGACGCAGUUGAUUUCCAUCUUCAAAAAACUGCAUCUUCCUAUCGUCAGUUGCUAUGGGGAUUUAGAUCUGGUACGCAAAACCCUCGUAUCUGGCUUCUUCAAAAACGCGGCAAAGAGAGAUUCACAAGUUGGAUACAAGACUAUCUCUGAUGGAACGUCAGUUAGUAUACAUCCUUCAAGUGCACUUUUCGGGAAAGACCAUGAGUAUGUCAUAUACCACAGUUUAGUUUUAACUUCAAGAGAGUAUAUGUCUCAUGUGACUGCCAUUGAUCCUCAAUGGCUAGUGCAAAGCGCACCUCACUUUUAUAAAGUUGCAGGUGCAGACAGCGAGAAUAGGAAAAGGGCCAAAAUCGCUCCACUUCACAAUAAGUUCUCAAGAGAUCAAGACUCUUGGAGAUUGAGUUCAAUUAGACAGACUAAAGAAAAGGCUUUAGGCAUCAGAAGGUGA
This is a messenger RNA of Lachancea fermentati, 3360 nucleotides long. The record is from the annotation of a GenBank genome assembly. NCBI's taxonomy places the organism in Eukaryota, Fungi, Ascomycota, Saccharomycetes, Saccharomycetales, Saccharomycetaceae.